AUGGCAGGAAAAACGGAGUUCGUGAACCUUCAAGUGAGUGGAAACAAAGUGUGCGUGUUCUCCAAGUCCUACUGCCCUUAUUGCAAGAAGGCUAAGGAGGCGCUUGCCGACGCUGGCUUGAAAGAAUACGUUCUGUUGGAGUUAGAUCAACGAGAUGAUGGCGAUGCGAUUCAAGAUGCCUUGUUGCAGAUUACAGGAGGCAGAUCGGUAUGAACCACGUUAGGGCUCCCGUUAAAAAUUUUAUUAUUUUUAUUUUCGAAUUUAGACUAUGAUGUUCCAAAUACUUUCUUUCUAUAAUUGCUUUGUUCCGAGUUAAAGCACGUGCGUUUUUAAUAUAAUUAUAACGAUGGGCGAUGAGAAGGCUUUAAGAUUAUCCGUUUCAUUCGACGAUCUCAUGUUCAGGGAAUCGGAAAGCCAAAAAGUAUCCUAAGUUUCAACAAAAUAAAAUGAGUUGACUCUCUCUUAGUUUCAGAAAUAAAGCUAGAAGUUUUCGGGGGAGAAGGGGUAGACUUCCUAAUGAGCAAUAGAUCACCACUGAUACCCUCUUUUCACAUCCGCUGCUUCGCCGCAGAAGAGUAUUAAAAUGACGUCGUUCAUUGUCGCCCGUGGAAUGCACCAUACUGUCACGCGAUGGUAUGUGACUCUUUUCCCGCGAUCGGCUUACACCCGGCUCUACUACCCACUGGACUCGUGAACAGGUGUUACUUAGCUUAUAUAUGUUAUGUUUGAUUUCAAGGUUCCAAGGGUGUUCAUUGGAGGCAAGUUUGUUGGUGGAGGAGAUGAUGUCAAGAAACUGCAAGAUACUGGAAAGCUUAAACCAUUGUUGGAGAAUGCGGGAGCUCUGUAA
Messenger RNA from Porites lobata, 847 nucleotides. NCBI's taxonomy places the organism in Eukaryota, Metazoa, Cnidaria, Anthozoa, Scleractinia, Poritidae. The record is from the annotation of a GenBank genome assembly.